Messenger RNA from Grus americana (Whooping crane), 2633 nucleotides. RefSeq names its product Ras association domain family member 2 (gene RASSF2). Gene Ontology annotation, biological process: positive regulation of JNK cascade; regulation of non-canonical NF-kappaB signal transduction; positive regulation of protein kinase activity. The transcript has 11 exons. The coding region runs from base 407 to 1378 and encodes 323 amino acids. The record is from RefSeq and is a predicted model, not a curated record. NCBI's taxonomy places the organism in Eukaryota, Metazoa, Chordata, Aves, Gruiformes, Gruidae. Gene Ontology annotation, cellular component: nucleus; cytoplasm.
UCGCUGCUGUGCUGAGGUUCUGGGGGGGGAAGGACUGGUCUGUGCUCCGACACAGGUUUUACCGCACAGCCUUGGUUGAGUCAUUUAUCCGCCUGGAUGCAGUUGCUGGAGGGUUUGGUUGUUUUUGCAGGAAAACGGGUUUGUUUCCCAGGGGAUCGUGAGGAAGCACAUGGCGAUGCGGGAGGUGGAAGAAAACAGCAAUUUGUGGAUCAAAUGCUCUUUCCUCACUUUGGUUUUUCUUUCUGGAGAAGGGAAGGGAGGGGAGAGACUCUGGAAAAAUGAAAGCCUGGCUGUAGGAGGGUUUGGGCAAACACCUGAGGAAGAAUGCGACCCGAGAAGCCCUGUCUCAUUGCUCAAAACCGCCCUGAUGUUACACUUCAAGCUCCCAUGAAAGAAGAGCGGGAGGAUGGAUUACGGCGGCUGCGAGUACCUGGUCCCCUGCGGAAAAGACAAAUACAUCUCCAAAAAUGAGCUGCUCUUACACUUGAAGACGUACAACAUCUACUACGAAGGGCAAAAUUUGCAGCUGCGGCACCGGGAGGAGGAAGGCGAGCUCAUUGUGGAGGGGCUGCUGAACAUCUCCUGGGGCUUGCGGCGACCCAUCCGCCUGCAGAUGCAGGACGACAACCAGCGCAUCCGUCCUCCACCCUCCUCUUCCUCCUGGCACUCCGGCUGCAACCUGGGAGCCCACGGGUCCGUGCUGAAGCCCAGCACCUUGCCAGACAUCCAGGUUACGGAUGCGGAGGCCACGCCAAACGCAGAGGCUCCCGGGAGCGGCGCAGCCACCAGAUCGCAGCCGGAGGAGACGCCGCAGCUGAUGCGGACGCGGAGCGACGUGGGUGUACGGCGCCGCGGCAGCGCCCGCACCCCCAGCGAGCAGCGGCGCAUCCGCCGGCACCGCUUCUCCAUCAACGGGCACUUCUACAACCAUAAGACAUCCGUGUUCACGCCGGCGUACGGCUCCGUCACCAACGUCCGGAUAAACAGCACGAUGACAACCCCCCAGGUCCUCAAACUGCUGCUCAAUAAAUUCAAGAUUGAAAACUCGGCGGAGGAGUUCGCGCUGUACAUCGUCCACACCAGCGGAGAGAAGCAGAAGCUGCGAGCCAGCGAUUACCCCCUGAUCGCCCGCAUCCUGCAGGGCCCCUGCGAGCAGGUCUCCAAGGUCUUCCUCAUGGAGAAGGACCAGGUGGAGGAAGUCACCUACGACGUUGCUCAGUACAUCAAAUUUGAGAUGCCCGUCCUCAGGAGCUUCAUCCAGAAGCUGGAGGAAGAGGAGGAUCGCGAAGUGAAGAAGCUAAUGCACAAAUACUCCAUCCUCCGGCUGAUGAUCAAGCAAAGGCUGGAGGAGAUUUCCGAAGGUCCAACGGCAAUGUGAAAUGCUUCGCUGGUGCCCCGGCUCCCGGUUGCGUUGGCCGAAGAGCCAUUUGCCCGCAGGACGUACUGUACCGGAUCCCAAAGCCCCCCUGUCAUUCCCAGAGUGCUCCUGGUGUCCAUCCGGAUUGCUCCGGCUCUGAGCCAACCCAUCCUCCCGCACCUUCAUCUGCGCAGCAUCCUCGAGGGGUUAUUCCUCUGCAAAUGGAGUUUUGCCCAACAAGGCUCCGGCCGGUGGCAGCUUUGGCCAAAAUCUCAAAUCCCUGGAAACAACAGGGGUGGGGGGAAAAAAAAAAAAAAGAAGAGGAAAUCUGUGAGCAGGACGAAGCCGCCGAGGAUGGGGACAAGCGAGGGCUGCAAGCGUUCGAGAACAAGAAUUCUGGCUCGGUUUGAAGAUGCUCGCUUCAGUGGUGCCCGCACAUGGCUCCCGGUGGAGGACCCACGGCUCGGUGGCAAGAGAGCACAAAUAAUUCCUCUUUUUUUUUUUUUUUUAAAAAAAAGCACAUUUCUAUUGCAAUAAUUCACAGGUGAUGGGAAGCUUUUGUAAAUCGAUGAGUCCGCUGGGAAUUUGGGGGUUUUUUUAACACUUUUGCUACCGAAAGCAAACCUGGGGACUGACCGUUGGAUUUACAGCAAAAGAGUAAAUUGCGUUUUUCUGGCGCAUUCCCUUAACCUGCAUCUGGUCGCGUAACCCCCUCCUUCUCCCCUUUCUAAUUUGCACUAAUGUUAGGGACUUUUUAAAAAAAAAAACAAACCCACAAACCACGAUGUCAAACCUCUCUGGUAGCCAUAACAUGCCAAAUAGCUCUUGCAGGAAUAGUUGACGGCAGCGAGCGUCUCUCGAGGGAUGCCGUACAGAAAGCGGGGGCGUGGAGGGAGAGGCAGAAGUAAAGAGGAUUUUUAUUUUGCAAAUCGGUUUUGCAGCAGCGCCGGUGAAACCGGGACCAGGACCGGCUCCGUUAUCACCAUUACACCUGGAGAAACCUCUUUCCUCCUGGGCUAAACCAGCAAUAUCAAUUUUAUACCUCAAUGUGAACUAAAACUCUGACUUUCUCCCUCCCUUGAGUUUUCGCAAUGUAUCUUUGUAAUUUUUUUUAAAAGUUGAAUUUUAAUGGUACCUUUUCCACCUUUAACGUGUGUUAGAGAAGGCAUUGUACAGCACGAAAAGCUUUUUAUGUAUUUGAAGGAUGACUGUGGCAUUGCUUCGUUGAUUAACAAGAAACCAAAAUAUGUAGAACUUAAUACAGAAUGAAACCCCC